This is a messenger RNA of Mesocestoides corti, 1110 nucleotides long. Lineage: Eukaryota; Metazoa; Platyhelminthes; Cestoda; Cyclophyllidea; Mesocestoididae. The record is from the annotation of a GenBank genome assembly.
AUGCGCGAGGGACCCAAUGUUGAGUUGCGUUUUCUCAUUUCCACCAAGACCGCCGGUCUUAUUAUCGGAAAGCGUGGGGAGAACAUAAAGAAGCUUCGUGACGAGUACCCUGUCACCAUUAAUAUCCCUGAUAGCAACGGACCCGAAAGGAUUCUCAUUUUAGAUGGGGACGUGAACUCCGUGAUCGAGAUCAUGCACAACACGUUGAAUCGGCAAGCAAUGGCUUCGCAGGAGGACUGUGUGGAUGUGCGCCUGCUUGUCCACCAGAGCCAGGCCGGAUGCAUCAUCGGCAAGAGUGGUCUAAAGAUAAAGGAAUUACGAGAGCAAUCCAUCUUGAAGACUCUCAAAGUGUACCAGAUGCUCUGCCCUGAUUCAACCGACCGUAUUGUGCAGUUGGUGGGCAACGUCGCGCACGUGAUUAGCUGCUUACAGGCGAUUUGCGAAUUGCUUGAGGGAGCUCCAGCAAAAGGACCGCGGCAGAAUUACGAUGCUCGCAGUUUCAACGAGGCUCUUGCUGUGGAGUACGGUGGGUGGUGUGGCAUUGGCAUUUCUUCAACAGGCGGCAACUACGGAGCCCAACGCAGCAAUUUUGUUAACAAUACCUGCCCUCAGAGUUCCAUGCUGGCCGCUGGUUUGUUCAGUGGUGGUGGUGCGAACCCUCGGAGUGUGACUCAGGCGGCCGUGGUAAGCCAGGCCAUCGCCUCGGGCAUUCCGCACGCGUCAGCGGCCGCGAUGUUGGCGGCUACGAGCAGUCAGAACCACCCAGGCAAUCCCACGUCGGGUCCGGCGGGCGAUGCCGCAACCGCCGCCGCAAUGAUGGCAGCCGGCAUGAUGCGCGGGGUUCCUGCGACUGUCAGCAUGAAUAUCAUCGCGCCGACGACAACCACCACGCAAGUGUCCAUCAACAACAGGCUGGUUGGUGCCAUAAUGGGACGUGGUGGCAAGCGGCUCAAUCAAGUGCGGUCGGUGUCGGCUGCUGAAAUAAAAGUUAGUCCAUUGGACCCCUGCUCUGAGGAUAGGAUAAUCACGAUAACGGGCACCCCUGAACAGAUACAGAGUGCUCAGUUCUACUUACAACUCUGCGUGAAGCGUUACAACGAGCUGUAUUAA